AUGAAGGAUGUAUGUGGAUUCAGAAGGGGAUUUAAACCCCCAACUAUGUAUGAGUUGCAAACAUGGAUUCUAAAAGAAGAGAAAAAUGCUAUUUUAUUCAUUGUCCAUGAAGCGAAACUUUCAUGGAUUGAGACCGGUUGUAGUAUUAUGUCUGACGGUUGGACUUACACAAAUGGGCGUACAUUAAUAAAUUUUUUAGUUAAUAACCCAAAAGGUACUUACUUUUUAAAGUCCAUUGAUGCAUCGGAUCAAGUAAAAGAUGCAAAGUUGCUUUUUAAAUUACUUGAUGAAGUCGUUGAGGAAGUUGGAGAAAAGAAUAUUAUCCAAGUGAUAACAGACAAUGUCUCGGCUUAUAAAACAGCGGGGCGAAUGUUGAUGGAGAAAAAGAAAAAUUUGUAUUGGACGCCUUGUGCUGCACACUGCAUUGAAUUAAUGUUGGAGGACAUUUUCAAGUUACCUUUUCAUACUUCUGUGUUCACCAAGGCAAAAAAAAUAAUAAAUUUUAUAUACGGUUAUGCAUGGGUGUUAGCAAUGGUAAGAAAAUUUACCGGUGGAGAUUUAGUGAAACCUGCUGUUACUCGAUUUGUUACUGCAUUUCUUACUUUUCAAAGCUUGUUUGGAGCAAGGGAUGAACUUGAAUCUUUUUUUACUUCAAGAAAGUGGAAAACCAGUUCUUAUGCAUCUCGAUCAUUGGGGAAAAAUGUGCGCAACAUAGUUCUAAAAAGCAAGUCGUUUUGGCCUGGUGUUGUUUAUAUGCUCAACGCAACAAAGCCCUUAGUUAUAGUUCUUUGA
Messenger RNA from Hydra vulgaris (swiftwater hydra), 792 nucleotides. RefSeq lists its product as uncharacterized. Lineage: Eukaryota; Metazoa; Cnidaria; Hydrozoa; Anthoathecata; Hydridae. The record is from RefSeq and is a predicted model, not a curated record.